AUGGCUAAAAGAAUCCAGAUGGAGUUCAAGUUAUUAAAUGAAAAGAGCCCAGGCUCUGCUACAGCAGAGUUUAUUGACAACAACAUCAACAAAUGGAAAGUUACUCUUCCGGGUCCAGCGGGAACAGCUUAUGAAGGCUACAAACCCUUUCUUGAAGUUGAGUUACCGGCCAAGUAUCCAUUCGAGAAGCCAUCUAUUAAAUUCUCACCAUCAAUCUACCAUCCAAACGUCGAUGAUGAGAAACUAAUUGGCAAUUUCUGCUGGGGUGAAGACUACAAGACACAGAUGCACAUCUUCGAAAUUAUCCAGACAGCAGCUGAUAUUCUCAAGAAUCCAAACAACGCAUCCCCAAUUAAUAUUAAAGCUGCCCAAGAAUACACCGAGAAUUACGCCCAAUUUGUUAAAACAUGCAAGGCAAAGCUUGCAUCUACACACGGUAAACACUAA
Trichomonas vaginalis G3 is the source of this 447-nucleotide messenger RNA. Its product is annotated as anaphase-promoting complex-dependent catabolic process. The transcript has a single exon. NCBI's taxonomy places the organism in Eukaryota, Parabasalia, Trichomonadida, Trichomonadidae. The coding region runs from base 1 to 447 and encodes 148 amino acids. The record is from RefSeq and is a predicted model, not a curated record.